Ceratotherium simum simum (southern white rhinoceros) is the source of this 4649-nucleotide messenger RNA. The record is from RefSeq and is a predicted model, not a curated record. Lineage: Eukaryota; Metazoa; Chordata; Mammalia; Perissodactyla; Rhinocerotidae.
CGCUAUCCAGGAGGCCCAGUUACAGCGGCUGGAGGCGGCCAGACCCUGCGGGCUGGGGAGCAGGGAGCGGGGCCCAGUGCUGAGGAUGGCCUGGCAGCAGCUGCCACCCUGGGUCCAUGCAACCCUCCUCCUCUGCCUCCUCAGCCUCAGCGGGGCCAUUGAGAUUCCUAUGGAUCCAAGCAUUCAGAAUGAGCUGUCCCAGCCCCCGACCAUCACCAAGCAGUCGGUGAAGGACCACAUCGUGGAUCCCCGGGAUAACAUCUUGAUUGAGUGUGAAGCAAAGGGGAACCCCGCCCCCAGCUUCCACUGGACUCGCAACAGCAGGUUCUUCAACAUCGCCAAGGACCCCCGGGUGUCAAUGAAGAGGAGGUCUGGGACCCUGGUGAUCGACUUCCGGAGUGGCGGGCGGCCAGAGGAGUACGAGGGGGAGUACCAGUGCUUCGCCCGCAACAAAUUCGGCACGGCCCUAUCCAAUAGGAUCCGCCUGCAGGUGUCCAAAUCGCCCCUGUGGCCCAAGGAAAACCUAGACCCUGUCGUGGUUCAAGAAGGCGCCCCCUUGACGCUCCAGUGUAAUCCCCCACCGGGACUUCCAUCCCCAGUCAUCUUCUGGAUGAGCAGCACCAUGGACCCCAUCACGCAAGACAAGCGUGUCUCCCAAGGCCAUAAUGGGGACCUCUACUUCUCCAACGUGCUGCUGCAGGACAUGCAGACGGACUACAGCUGCAACGCCCGCUUCCACUUCACACACACCAUCCAGCAGAAGAACGCCUUCACCCUCAAAGUCCUCACCAACCACCCCUAUAAUGACUCGUCCUUAAGAAACCACCCUGACAUGUACAGUGCCCGAGGAGUUGCGGAAAGGACGCCCAGCUUCAUGUAUCCCCAGGGCACGGCAAGCAGUCAGAUGGUGCUGCGUGGCACGGACCUCCUGCUGGAGUGCAUCGCCUCCGGGGUCCCAACACCAGACAUCGCAUGGUACAAGAAAGGAGGGGACCUCCCAUCUGACAAGGCCAAGUUUGAGAAUUUUAACAAGGCUCUGCGUAUCACCAAUGUCUCUGAGGAAGACUCUGGGGAGUAUUUCUGCCUGGCCUCCAACAAGAUGGGCAGCAUCCGGCACACGAUCUCGGUGAGAGUAAAGGCUGCUCCCUACUGGCUGGAUGAACCCAAGAACCUUAUUCUGGCUCCUGGCGAGGACGGGAGACUGGUGUGUCGAGCCAGUGGGAACCCCAAGCCCACCAUCCAGUGGAUGGUGAAUGGGGAACCUUUGCAAUCGGCACCACCCAACCCAAACCGAGAGGUGGCCGGAGACACCAUCAUCUUCCGGGACACGCAGAUCAGCAGCAGGGCCGUGUACCAGUGCAACACCUCCAACGAGCACGGCUACCUGCUGGCCAACGCCUUCGUCAGCGUGCUGGACGUGCCGCCCCGGAUGCUGUCACCCCGGAACCAGCUCAUUAGGGUGAUCCUGUACAACCGCACGCGGCUGGACUGCCCGUUCUUUGGGUCCCCCAUCCCCACGCUCCGAUGGUUUAAGAAUGGGCAAGGAAGCAACCUGGACGGAGGCAACUACCAUGUCUAUGAGAACGGCAGUCUGGAAAUCAAGAUGAUCCGCAAAGAGGACCAAGGCAUCUACACCUGUGUCGCCACUAACAUCCUGGGCAAAGCAGAAAACCAGGUCCGCCUGGAGGUCAAAGACCCCACCAGGAUCUACCGGAUGCCUGAGGACCAGGUUGCCAAAAGGGGCACCACGGUGCAGCUGGAGUGCCGGGUGAAGCACGACCCGUCCCUGAAGCUCACAGUGGCCUGGCUGAAGGACGACGAGCCGCUCUACGUCGGGAACAGGAUGAAGAAGGAGGAUGACUCCCUGACCAUCUUUGGUGUGGCGGAGCGAGACCAGGGCAGUUACACCUGCGUCGCCAGCACCGAGCUGGACCAAGACCUGGCCAAGGCCUACCUCACCGUGCUAGCUGAUCAGGCCACUCCAACUAACCGUUUGGCUGCCCUGCCCAAAGGACGGCCAGACCGACCCCGGGACCUGGAGCUCACUGACCUGGCCGAGAGGAGCGUGAGGCUGACCUGGAUCCCUGGAGACGACAACAACAGCCCCAUCACAGACUACGUCGUCCAGUUUGAAGAGGACCAGUUCCAGCCAGGGGUCUGGCAUGACCAUUCCAAGUUCCCAGGCAGUGUCAACUCAGCCGUCCUCCAGCUGUCCCCAUACGUCAACUACCAGUUCCGGGUCAUUGCCAUCAACGAGGUCGGCAGCAGCCACCCCAGCCUCCCGUCCGAGCGCUACCGAACCAGCGGAGCACCCCCUGAGUCCAAUCCCGCUGACGUGAAGGGAGAGGGGACCAGAAAGAACAAUAUGGAGAUCACGUGGACGCCCAUGAAUGCCACCUCCGCCUUCGGCCCCAACCUGCGCUACAUCGUCAAGUGGCGGCGGAGAGAGACUCGCGAGAGCUGGAACAACGUCACCGUGUGGGGCUCCCGCUACGUGGUGGGGCAGACCCCUGUCUACGUGCCCUAUGAGAUCCGAGUCCAGGCUGAAAAUGACUUUGGGAAGGGCCCUGAGCCAGACACUGUCAUCGGUUACUCCGGAGAAGAUUAUCCCAGGGCUGCACCCACUGACGUUAAGAUCCGAGUCCUGAACAGCACAGCCAUCAGCCUCCAGUGGAACCGCGUCUACUCCGACACGGUCCAGGGCCAGCUCAGAGAGUACCGAGCCUACUACUGGAGGGAGAGCAGCUUGCUGAAGAACUUGUGGGUGUCUCAGAAGAGACAGCAAGCCAGCUUCCCUGGUGACCGCCUUCGUGGUGUGGUGCCCCGCCUCUUCCCCUACAGUAACUACAAGCUGGAGAUGGUUGUGGUCAAUGGGAGAGGCGAUGGGCCUCGCAGUGAAACCAAGGAGUUCACCACCCCGGAAGGAGUACCCAGCGCCCCCAGGCGAUUCCGAGUCCGGCAGCCCAACCUGGAGACCAUCAACCUGGAAUGGGACCAUCCGGAACACCCCAAUGGGAUCCUGACUGGAUAUACCCUCAAAUAUGUGGCCUUUAAUGGAACCAAAGUAGGAAAGCAGAUAGUGGAAAACUUCUCUCCCAAUCAGACCAAGUUCAUGGUGCAGAGAGCAGACCCCGUGUCGCGCUACCGCUUUACCCUCAGUGCCAGGACGCAGGUGGGCUCUGGGGAAGCUGUCACAGAGGAGUCACCAGCACCCCCGAAUGAAGCUACUCCAACCGCAGCUCCUCCCACGUUGCCCCCGACUACGGUGGGUGCGACGGGCGCUGUGAGCAGUACCGAUGCUACUGCCACUGCUGCCGCCACCGAAGCCACAACAGGCCCCAUCAUCCCAACUGUCGCACCUACCACCAUCGCCACCACCACCGUCGCCACAGCUGCUACAGCCACUGCCGCCACCACCACCACCACGGAGAGUCCUCCCACCACCACCGGGACUAAGAUACACGAAUCCGCCCCUGACGAGCAGUCCAUAUGGAACGUCACGGUGCUCCCCAACAGUAAAUGGGCCAACAUCACCUGGAAGCACAAUUUCGGGCCGGGAACUGACUUUGUGGUUGAGUACAUCGACAGCAACCAUACGAAAAAAACUCUCCCUGUUAAGGCCCAGGCCCAGCCUAUACAGCUAACAGACCUCUAUCCCGGGAUGACAUACACGUUGCGAGUUUACUCCCGGGACAACGAGGGCAUCAGCAGUACCGUCAUCACCUUUAUGACCAGUACAGCUUACACCAACAACCAGGCUGACAUCGCCACGCAGGGCUGGUUCAUCGGGCUCAUGUGCGCCGUCGCCCUCCUGGUGCUGAUUCUGCUCAUCGUCUGCUUCAUCAAGAGGAGUCGAGGCGGCAAGUACCCAGUGAGAGAAAAGAAGGAUGUUCCCCUCGGCCCCGAAGACCCCAAAGAAGAGGAUGGCUCCUUUGACUACAGCGAUGAGGACAAUAAGCCCCUGCAGGGCAGCCAGACGUCCCUGGACGGCACCAUCAAGCAGCAGGAGAGUGACGACAGCCUGGUGGACUAUGGCGAGGGCGGUGAGGGGCAGUUCAAUGAGGACGGCUCCUUCAUCGGCCAGUACACAGUCAAAAAGGACAAGGAGGAGACAGAGGGCAAUGAAAGCUCAGAGGCCACAUCGCCGGUCAACGCCAUCUAUUCUCUGGCCUGAGGGAGCCCCCAGGGCACAGCCACUACUUUGAAAAAGUGUCCCUGGAAAAAGCAAGAAUAGGUGGAUUCUCCCCCAGGGAACUGCAAAGAUAGGCAAAAAGGACUAGUUGGUAAAGAACACAUAGAAAAGCUGUAGUCGUCAACCCGCCGCUGGGCCAAUGUAUUUCCGAAGGAUGCCUUUCUCGCCAUAUGCCUCCCCUCUCCCCCACCCCUCCGCUUUGGCCUUGUUAGUUGCUGAGCUGGGCUUGGCUGCUUUCUGAAAAAUGACAGUAUUUUGGCGAGGAGAGAGCGGGCAGCCUGCUUGCCUCGCUCUGGUUCGGUUGGGAGGUGGGCUUACCUCUUGCUCCUUGCUCUUACCCUGCCCCUUCCUCCAGAGUGCCCAAGACAAGAGCUGCGCUGACUCUGAAGGAGGAGUUUGAGGAACAGGAGUAGGUGCUGAUGGAAAGGACCUCAACUCCAGUGACCGUGUACCUCAA